AUGAAGGCGCAGGUUUUGGACUCGAUGGAACUCGAACGGGAGCGGGGGAUCACGAUCAAGCUGAACAGCGCGCGAAUGGAUUACGUGGCGCGGGACGGGGAGUUGUACGUGCUGAAUUUGAUCGAUACGCCGGGACACGUGGAUUUUACGUACGAGGUGUCGAGGUCGUUGGCGGCGUGCGAGGGGGCGCUCCUGGUCGUGGACUCGAGUCAAGGGGUGGAGGCGCAGACGGUGGCGAACGUGUACCUGGCUUUGGAGAACGAUUUGGAGAUUUUUACCGUACUGAAUAAGAUUGAUCUUCCGGGGAGCGAGCCAGAUCGGGUGAAGCAGGAGAUUGAGGACGUUUUGGGUUUGGACGCGAGCGACGCGAUUUUGGCGAGCGCGAAGGCGAACAUCGGCAUGGAUGAGAUUCUCGAGCGCAUAGUCGAGAUCGUGCCACCGCCGCGAGAUACGCCCGAUGAACCGUUUCGUGCGCUCGUUUUCGAUUCAUACUUUGACCCGUAUCGAGGCGUCGUGGCGGUGUUUCGAGUCAUGGAUGGGACGGUGAAGACGGGGGACGCGAUGAAGAUGAUGGCCACCGGGGCGCAGUUCUUCGCGGAUGAGAUCGGGGUCAUGCGUCCGGAUAAGGUGCCGGUGCAGGAACUUGGCCCGGGUGAGGUUGGUUACAUCAUCGGUGGCAUCAAAUCUGUCGCGGACGCUCGCGUCGGGGAUACGAUCACGACGCAAAAGAACGCCGCCAAGGAGGCGCUUCCGGGCUACUCUCAGGCGACGCCGAUGGUGUUUGCGGGUAUUUUUCCGGUAGACACCGAUCGUUACGACGAUCUGCGAGAGUCUCUCGGUCGAUUGCAGAUAAACGACGCGUCGCUGUCGUUUGAACCGGAACAGAGCAGCGCCAUGGGCACCGGUUUCCGAUGCGGUUUCCUCGGCUUGCUGCACAUGGAGAUCAUCCAGGAGCGUCUCGAGCGCGAGUACGAUUUAGACCUCAUCACCACCUCACCAUCGGUGGUGUAUCACGUGUACAGAACAGACGGCACGAUGGAAUCCAUCUCUAACCCCGCGGAACUCGCGGAACCGGAGCUUCGCGACCGCAUCGAGGAGCCAUACUGCCGUCUGGACAUGAUCGCUCCGAGCGACUACGUCGGCACGCUCAUGGAGCUCGCGACGCAGCGUCGUGGUGAGUUCAUCGACAUGACGUAUCUUUCGCAAUCGCGGACGUCAAUCAAGUUCGAUAUCCCGCUCGCUGAGGUCGUCACGAACUAUUUCGACGAGAUGAAGUCGCGCUCGCGCGGCUACGCCUCGAUGGAGUACUCCAUGACGGGCUAUCGCGAGAGCGACCUCGUGCGUCUGGACGUCCUCAUCAACCAGGAACCCGCCGACCCGCUCGCUGUGAUCACGCACAGAAGCAAGGCAUACUCCAUCGGACGUCAACUCGUCGAUCAGCUCAAACUGUUGAUCCCGAGACAGAUGUUUCGCAUUCCCAUUCAAGCCGCCAUCGGGAAUAAAGUCAUCGCCUCUUCGUCCAUCUCCGCCAUGCGCAAGGACGUCCUCGCCAAGUGUUACGGCGGCGACAUCUCGCGCAAGAAGAAAUUAUUAAAGAAGCAAGCCGCGGGUAAGAAGCGCAUGAAGCAGUUCGGUAAGGUUGAGGUUCCUCAAGAAGCCUUCCUCGCCGUCCUCAAAGUCGAUCCGAACAAGGGCGGCGGCGAAUAA
This is a messenger RNA of Ostreococcus tauri, 1707 nucleotides long. Its product is annotated as Translation elongation/initiation factor/Ribosomal, beta-barrel. Gene Ontology annotation, biological process: positive regulation of translation. Gene Ontology annotation, molecular function: ribosome binding; GTP binding; GTPase activity. The transcript has a single exon. Lineage: Eukaryota; Viridiplantae; Chlorophyta; Mamiellophyceae; Mamiellales; Bathycoccaceae. The record is from RefSeq and is a predicted model, not a curated record. The coding region runs from base 1 to 1707 and encodes 568 amino acids.